This is a messenger RNA of Colletotrichum fioriniae, 2010 nucleotides long. The record is from RefSeq and is a predicted model, not a curated record. NCBI's taxonomy places the organism in Eukaryota, Fungi, Ascomycota, Sordariomycetes, Glomerellales, Glomerellaceae.
AUGUCUGCCUCCAAUUUCAAUAUUGCUUCUCCCUCCAAGAAGCCUACGAUCGUCGGCCUAUACGGCCUUCCUGGUAGUGGCAAAUCUUACGUCCUGCGUCAUCUCAAGACAUACUUCGGUGUUGGAAAUCGGUUCCAGUAUUAUGAGGGGUCCGAGGUCAUUGGGAACAUCGUCGACGGAGGUCUGGACGCAUUCAAGCGACUCGACAACGAUGCGAAAACCCGACAACGAGAGCGAGCCAUUCAAUUCAUUGCCGAUGAAUGUACUGCUACUGGGCGUAUUGGCAUAGUCACCGGCCGUUAUUCAUUCUGGAACGACAAGCAUCCCUCCCAUGACGUUGUGUGGACCGAAGCUGACAUGCGGGUCUACACCCACAUACUCCACCUGGACAUGCCCGCUAUCAGUCUAUGGGAUCAACGAACUUACGAUGAACGUCGAACGCGCCCUGAACUACAACCUAAUCACCUGGCACAGUGGAGGAACUCCGAAACGGCCGCUCUAUCCCGUCUCUCUCGUCUGAAUGGCAUGCAGUUCAUGCCGCUGUAUCUCCGGGGGCCUCAUUCUUAUGAUGGCAUUCAACACAUGCUGCGCAACAUUGAGACGCAAGACGAAGAGAACCUGCGUCGUGUAAGAAGCGAGACUGAUCGAUUGCUUUUUUCGGGCCCAGGCCGCGAUCUGUUGGAUACGGUGUUGGUAUUAGACGCGGAUCGAACGCUGUGCGCAGCGGACACGGGCUCGAUGUUCUGGGAGAGGCUCAAGGCAACUUCGCAGAGGCGAUACCCUGACCGUGUGUGGGAUGGUCCAGAGAGCUUUGGAAAUCAUUGGCUCUGGGACGACCUCAUAUGUCCCCUGAAGAGGCUAUUCAGCGAAAACAACGACUACUCCCUUGCUUCAUUUCACCGGGCCAUGUCUUUGUAUGAGUACGUCGAUAGCGCCUUUGACGAAGUAUGCGAGGAAGUCGCCGCUGCUGUCUCGCUAUAUCCGGAGUUCAUGGCCCUUAUUCACGCCGUCAAGCGCCAUCGCGGCGUUGGCAUCGUCAUCGCAACGUGUGGCCUUCGUCGAGUCUGGAAACUAAUAUUGGAGAGAGAGGACCUCGAUGGUGACAUUAAGAUCAUUGGCGGGGGUAGCUUCGAGGAUGGUUACGUUGUUACUCCUGAGGCCAAGGCCGUUAUUGUCUCCCAUCUGCAAAAUAAAGGUGUGUCUGUCUGGGCUUUCGGAGACAGUCCGAUGGACUUGCCCAUGCUCAAGAGGGCCAACCAAGCUAUCGUCGUCGUCGGCGAAGAGCGUUUCAGAAGCAAGACCAUGGACGCUGAGUUGACCAAGGCCAUUACUGGCGACGAGAACUUCCGUCCAAGACAGGCUUUGGUCCCGAAUCAUUCUUCACCCCGCCUCACUCCAGAGCAUUUACCGAUUGUCGACAUCUCUGGCCAACCUUUCGUAGAAUCUUUCCUGUAUCGCUACGCCAACCUCCGAGUUCUGCACGCCACGAACAAAAGUGCAGCCAAACUUCUCAUGACUGCGACACGCGACGCGUCUGUGGCCGGUCAUAGUCUCAGAGCGGCCCAUGGGCAAGUUGGGCGGGCUACAAUACCGAUGGUCACCGUCUUGUUGACGAGAGCCGAACAGCCAUCGUUGCUCUCAUGCGCGGUGGUGAGCCAAAUGGCCCUUGGUGUCAACGAGGUGUUCCCCAAUGCCAUCUUUAUCCACGCCAACCGUGCCACCGAGCUCACGAAGGAGAAUCUUGUGGGAGUGAAAACGCUGCUCUUGCUUGAUUCGGUGGUCAACAGCGGCAAGUCAGUUAAGGGGUUCGUCGACCGUGUUCGGAGGUUGAAGCUGGAGAUCCGCAUUGUCAUUGUGGUUCAGGCCAAGGCCAUCUCGGAUGUCUUGGAGUCACUUGCCUGUAAAGGAGACCUCAGUCUCGUCUCACUUCGGUUGUCGGAGAACAAGUUCACUGGAAGCGGUGGUACGGAUACUGGUAACCGGCUUUUCAACACUGUACAUCUGGAUUGA